Prorocentrum cordatum is the source of this 2156-nucleotide messenger RNA. The record is from the annotation of a GenBank genome assembly. Lineage: Eukaryota; Dinophyceae; Prorocentrales; Prorocentraceae.
GACCACCGCAGAGGCCCCCAAAAGAGCCCCAGGACGGCCCCAGGGAGCCCGAGGACAGGUUUUUUUCGGCUCAAGGUAUUCUGGUGGGCGGGGCAGAUACUCGGGUGAGGCGCGAGAGGGGCGGCGCGCCAUCCCUGCCCGGCGAUGUCUGACGACGACCUCAUGUCGCCGCCCGGCGGCCCUGCGGAGGACGACUCCGACUACGGGGACCUUCCCCAGGACACGGGGCUGCCCGGGGGCUCAGAGCUCCCAGAUGGAAUUCAGAAGGAGAUCAUCAACGAGGCGGAUCCCGACGAUUGGAAGAGGCCGAAGUCUGGCGACGAGGUGACGGUCCACUACGUCGGCAAAUUGGCGUCCGACGGAUCGGUGUUUGACUCGUCGAGAGACAGGCAGACGCCGUUCGUCUUCACCCUUGGCAAGGGCGACGUGAUCGCAGGCUGGGACAAGGCCCUCGCCACGAUGAGGAAGGGCGAGCUCGCCACGUUCAGGAUUUCCCCAGAGUUCGCCUACGGGGCCACAGGCCAGCCGCCCAAGAUCCCGGAGGAUGCCACCCUAAUCUUUGAGAUCGAGCUGCUGUCCUUCGUCGCCAAGGACGACCUCUUCGGGGAUGGUUGCGUGAUCAAGACAGUGUUGGCGGAGGGCACCGGGUGGAGCAAGCCUAAGCCCGACGAUGAGGUGCUUAUUGAUGUGCAGGCCACCGCGGCGGCGGGGGGGCCCGCGAAAGACUGGGCCGGCCUGGAGUACAGGCUGGGCUCCAGCGCCCUCGGGCCGCUGGGCAGGGCCUGCGACGCCGCCCUCAAGGGCAUGAAGAAGGGCGAGGAGGCCCUGCUGAGGUGUACCAAAGACUAUUCAUGUGAAGAUUGGUCCGAUGGCGUGGACGUGAACAUCAAGUUGCAGGAGAUUUUCGAGACGCGCGACGUCUCCUUCAGGAAAGACGGUGCCGUCCUCAAGAAGCGAACUCGAGACGGCGAGGGUCAUACCACACCGACGGAGGCUUCGAAGGUGAAACUUAGUGUGGAUGACGCGCGGCAAGCUGACGCGCUGGUCCCGGGCUUUGCGAGCCAGGUGCUGGAGUUCACCCUCGGCAACGGGGAGGUGUGCGACGCGCUCGAGUGCGCGGCCGCGCAGAUGAAGAGUCUCGAGCGGGCGACGCUGACCGUGGCGCGCCCCGCGCUGGCCGCGGAGGCCAGACUGGGCCUGAGCGACGUUGGCGCUGGUGGCGAGUCGAUCGUCCUCAAGCUCGAGAUGAAGGAGUUCGAGAAUGGUAAGGAGACGUGGGACAUGUCGGACGAGGAGAAGCUGAAGUUCGGCGACGAGCGCAAGGCCGUGGGGAACUCGCUCUUCAAGGCGGGCAGGCUGGACCUGGCCCUCGGGCGCUACAAGAAGGUCGGUGAUGUCUUCUCAUACAUCGACAAUUACCCCGAAGACGCCAAGGCAAAGGCACGGGAAAUGAAGCAGGCAUGCGAGCUGAAUAAGGCCAUGUGCUACUUGAAAAUGAACGACUAUAGCGAGGCCAAGGCUGCUUGCAACAGUGUGCUGAAAGACGACAAGGGCAAUGUGAAGGCUCUCUUCCGGCGGGCCCAGUGCGAGCACGCGCUCCGCAAUUUCGAGGAGUGCAUCAGGGACUGCAAGCAUGCGGCCGAGGCGGACCCGCAGAACCGGGAAGUCAGGGCCCUGCUGAAGCAGGCCCUGGAGGGCCAGAAGGAGGUGGACAGGCAGGCGAAGGGGAUGUACGCGAACAUGGUGAAUGGCUUGGGCAAGUAGCAGGCGGUCGAGCAAGUCCUCAGGAGGCGUGACGGCAGCUGUUUCUGAGGCUGCCCUCGGGGGCGCGCGUCAGCAACGCCCGCGCAUUAGACGCGUAUUUCCUCCGCCCUCGUCUCUGGCGGUCAUGGCCAUUGGAUGUAUCAGCCAGCCUACGUUACGGGCAGGAAGCACCGGAUCCACGCUGGCCAAGGCUUGGGGUCCACUGUGCACGCCGCUGGACAGGGACAUGCUUGCAUCUCGCAGUUUUGUUGUUUUGAGCAUAUCUACCCGGUGUCGCAUUUGAAGCGCGAGGUACAGUCGGCUUCUCGGCCUGUGAGCCUGCGCACCAGCGGCGAGGAUGCUUAGAAUACUAUUUCAAAUACCGUGGUCACAGCUCCUCGCCAGAGCGAAAA